Diorhabda sublineata is the source of this 3082-nucleotide messenger RNA. Its product is annotated as lactase/phlorizin hydrolase-like. NCBI's taxonomy places the organism in Eukaryota, Metazoa, Arthropoda, Insecta, Coleoptera, Chrysomelidae. Gene Ontology annotation, molecular function: beta-glucosidase activity. Gene Ontology annotation, biological process: carbohydrate metabolic process. The coding region runs from base 279 to 1850 and encodes 523 amino acids. The transcript is spliced from 8 exons. The record is from RefSeq and is a predicted model, not a curated record.
GUAGGUAAUUAUGAAAUAACAUUGAUUCAUAUUCAGUUAAAAAUAUGAACAUUUUUUAUGUUUAUUCCUGGUAAAUGAAUGGUUGAAAUCAUAUAUUCAAACUGUAUUCUAAUUUGUUUUUCAUGUUGAAUUUGUUUUUAUGAACAAUAUACGUAGAUAAUUUGGCAUUUAUAAAUAAAUAAAUACCUGCCUCUGUUCUGUCAUUUUUCAAGAUAACAAAAAGACUAUAAAACUGGAAACAUUUUUAAAUUUAAGUAAUGUAGUAAGAAGUUUAAACGAUGGUUAUGAAAUGGUGGUUGUUUCUUACUGGCUUUUUAGUACUAAAUGUCGCAGCUGGCUUGAAAAGAAAAGGUGGUCUCAGAAAUAAUGGUUCAUUUCCUAAGAAAUUCAUUUUCGGUGUAGCAACAUCAGCUUUCCAAACUGAAGGUGGGUGGGAUGAAGAUGGUAAAGGUCAGAGUAUUUGGGAUAAUUUCACACAUAUUCGACCAUCGAAAAUAUCGAACGGUGAUACAGCCGACGUUGCGUGUGAUUCAUAUCAUAGGUUUAAAGAAGAUGUACAAAACGUUAAAAAACUGGGUACUUCGAUGUACCGUUUCUCAAUUGCUUGGACAAGAAUUCUACCAACUGGAUACUCUGACAACAUCAACCAAAAAGGUCUAGACUAUUAUAAAGAGUUGGUUAAAGUGAUUCUUGAGUUUGGAUUGAUUCCCGUUGCCACCAUAUAUCAUUGGGAUUUGCCUCAGCGUCUCGUGGAUGACGGUAAUGAUUGGAGAACUGAAAAAAUUAUACCCAUAUUUUUAAAUUAUUCUAGAAUCGUUAUUCAAAAUUUACCAGAUGUAAAAAUUUGGAUAACUAUAAAUGAACCUAAGCAAAUAUGUCAUUGGGGAUAUGGUACUGGAUUUUUUCCUCCAAUGAUAAACGGUGAUGGAACUAUUGAAUAUCAAUGUAUGUAUGUUAUACUUAAAGCACAUGCAGCAGUAUACCGUAUGUACAAAAAGGAGUUUCCACAUUAUACAGCAAAAAUGACAAUGGUAAUAGAUUGUCAGUGGUCGGAACCCUAUUCACAAGAUAAAGAAGAUAUAAUUGCUGCAGACAGGGUACUUCAAUUCGAGUGCGGUGUUUAUUUUCAUCCGUUAUGUACCGGUGAUUGGCCAGAAGUUGUGAAAAAACGAAUAUAUGAUAGAAGUUUGGCUGUUGGCUUACCCGAAUCCAGACUUCCUGCAAUAACUGAAAGUGAUAAACUUGCUAUUAUGGGCGCUUACGAUUUUAUUGGUUUGAAUCAUUAUACUACAAAUCUUGUUGAAGGUACUGAUGGAGGACUCUCAAACGAAACCAGUUAUGAUAACGACAUUGCAGCUGCUACCUCUUUCAGUCCAAGCUGGGUAGUUGAAGCUUUGGACUCGUUCGCAAUAGUACCUAAAGGAUUAUAUUACGUAUUGACCUACGUCAACCAAGUAUGUAACAAAGCGGACAUUUUAAUAACAGAACUUGGAAUGGCCGAAGAUGGUAGUUCGUUAGACGAUCAGAUCAGAAUCGAUUUCUAUCAGGACUAUUUAUGCAAUAUGUUGGAAGCAAUGAAGGAGAAUGUGAAUGUUAUCGGUGUUACAUUUUGGAGUUUGAUGGAUAACUUCGAAUGGAGAUCUGGUUAUUAUCCUCACUUUGGACUAUAUCACAUGAAUGCCACCGACGAUCCUACACUUACAAGAAUUCCCAAGAAAUCUGUGGGUUUUGUCCAGGAAUUAAUAAGAUGUCGAAAAUUAAAAUGUGACAAAUCUCAAAGAAAAUGGCCUCAUCCACGACCACCAAGACUUCCACACAAUCAUAAGCCACACUUACGCUCUCCCCACUGAAUGAUCAAGUUGAAAACGGAUGUUUAUACAUUAAGUAACUGUUUCAUUUGAUUUUGUAUUUUUUUCCAAAUAAACUCAACCUCAAUUUUCAUAUAAAUAGGAUCACCUCCAUUUACAUAAAUGUAAAGAGUAAUUAGGUCCUAGAUGUAAUUGAUUGGAUCAUAGAAAAAAUUAUGUAUUUCAAUGGAUAUACUUUAGUUAUAAACAAGAACCAGAACUGCAAUGAAUAUUAGAAUCCUAAUAAUAUAUUAGUAGACAAAAAAAAUAAACAAGUAGAAAAUUGUGAUUUUUCAUCACUUAGUUUUAGUUUUCUUGAACCUUUCAUUUAUUUGGCCUUUAUAUAUGUUUUGCGUGACAAAUCUUAUUUAUUUUAUGUCUCUUUCGCUUCGACUUAUUUCAGUUUUUCUCGAUAUGUCUUGACAUUGUCAAUCUGUUUAUUAUAUUAUUAUUAUUGUAUUAUAUUUUCUAAAUACUGAGAACUAUCUUAACAGCGUCACAAUCAUCAAACUUACUUGAUAUAUAAUAUUGCCUUUGUAUACAAAGUACGGGAAAAUGUUUUAGUUUGUGAUAUUUAGUUUCUGUUUUGUUGCUUAAUUAAUUAUAGUAUCUGUUCAUCCUUCUCUAGUAUAUAUGUUACUUUUCAUUUCUUCAGGAUAAUUAUUUAUAUCAAGUAUCAAGUACCUUGUUUACAUAGAACAGAUAUCUCAGUAUUCAGAAAAUAAAAUGAAAGUCAUCAAAUUGUCACUGUCAAUAUCAUAUUUUGACAAACACAUAAACCUCGAAAUUUUUAUCUUUCUUCCAAAAAUUAUUUGAAAACUCUAAUUCUAAAACAGAAGAGACCUAAAAUCAAGAACAUUUAGAAACAUAAACAUAUCAAACAGUUUAAGAAAUAAGAAAUUCAAGAAAUGUAUGUAGUUAAGAAUUGUUUUGUUGUAUAUUCGUAUCAGGUGUCCAUACAACAAAACUUUCCUUUCGAGUCGACCUUUCAUCGCGAUAGGUUCAGGUAAUUGUCUUUUGUCUAAUUAUAUGUACUGAUAUUCCAUGCAUCUAACAAAAUUAUCAUCUUUAUUAUUACCUUAAUGUCUCAGGUUAAUGGACGACUUGAGUGCGAACAAUCUUCAAUCAUCAAAUCUUCACUAUUAAAAUGAUUAUAUCAACGUUUGCUUAUUAACUGUGUCCUCUCAUUCAAUUCAAGUUGAAAAAGUUAAGGAUACUAUUAAAUGUGAGGAGUU